ACAGAUUCACACAGCCGUAGUAGAGACUUCCAAAACAGUUUUUAAGUCCAUAAACUAAGAUCAUCUAAUUUGCUCUCAAAUUUCUUCAAAAAAAAUGGCUCAAUCAGCAAAACCAAUUUCGAGUCCAGUACCUGAUGCGUGGUACCCAACCUUAGCUGUGUUUAUGCUUGCAAUUGGACUUGUUGUAACUGCUUCUUUCUUUAUCUAUGAAGCUACUUCUCCAAGGAAAUAUCGCAGUCUUGCAAAGGAGCUUGCGACUGGGACAGUGGCAUCUGUUUUCUUGGGUUUUGGAUCCUUGUUUUUGCUGCUUGCUUCAGGCGUAUAUGUUUGAUGUAUCCCCAUGGAUAAAGAUGAAGUUUUUCACUAGUGUUUCUACAUGAACAGUUUUUAGUAUCGCAGGUGAUUUUAUAUGAUUUAUGGUUGAAGACAGUAUCUGUAGAACUGAUCAUUAUCACCUAGUGUAGUCUGAGAAUUUAUAACUGAGUGGCAAGCAUUGGAGAAAUUAUUGAAAAUUUCUGAGGUACAAGAAAAUAUUACUUCUUAUGACAGUUUAUAUUAGUGUUGCCAUCAAUUACU
Lycium ferocissimum is the source of this 576-nucleotide messenger RNA. RefSeq lists its product as uncharacterized. Gene Ontology annotation, cellular component: membrane-bounded organelle. Gene Ontology annotation, biological process: protein N-linked glycosylation. Lineage: Eukaryota; Viridiplantae; Streptophyta; Magnoliopsida; Solanales; Solanaceae. Bases 95 to 331 code for a protein of 78 amino acids. The record is from RefSeq and is a predicted model, not a curated record. The transcript is spliced from 4 exons.